AUGCCCGGCGCCGCUGAAAAUCGUCGCACACCUCCCCGCUCAUCACCCGCUCAUUCUUGGGGCUCCGGCUCUUCUCAUCCGAGCUCGAGCGAGUCCGAGGGCCGCCCCAGGUUCUUCGGUCCGCGGCGAGGAGGAGCACAGUACAACAACGGUUCCAACUCGUGGGGCAACAACCAAACGCCUAGCCGACCGAGCGGCCAGCACUUCCGGCGCAACAGGAUAAACUCCUCUUCUGACACGGACUCGGUCGAGCGUUUCGCAGGCGCACGGUUUUCCUCGCCGCCCAGCCCAAAUGCAGUACCGCUGCCACCACUCGAGUGGCUCAAUGUCGCCAACAACAAAGAGCAUCAAGAGUCCCCCCCGACUUCACCGUUCUCCGACGAGCUCAGUUCCGCCACUCUAAUUCUCAAAGACAUUCUCAGCUUCAAGGCCUAA
Messenger RNA from Oikopleura dioica, 435 nucleotides. The record is from the annotation of a GenBank genome assembly. Lineage: Eukaryota; Metazoa; Chordata; Appendicularia; Copelata; Oikopleuridae.